Physella acuta is the source of this 1525-nucleotide messenger RNA. Its product is annotated as chymotrypsinogen A. Lineage: Eukaryota; Metazoa; Mollusca; Gastropoda; Physidae. The record is from RefSeq and is a predicted model, not a curated record. Gene Ontology annotation, molecular function: serine-type endopeptidase activity. Gene Ontology annotation, biological process: proteolysis.
GGUCGCUAUGCCUCUGAGUGACAGACGUGAUGUUUUUUGAUGGAUGACCCCCGAAACCCACAGUUAUCCAACGGAUGACGGGUAUUCUAGUAUACUACUAAAAGUCAAGUUUGUUUACAUGUUUGAAUAUUUAUUUGUUUGCCUGAUCGAAAAUUGUGAUAUGUUCGACUCUAUCUGGAAAGCUGUAAAAUGGUAUGCAGGUAGAGAAUAAUUUUUUAAUGCAGACAGACUGUUAAUCACACAUUUAUUUAAAGACGUUAAUUAAUUUAUUGAUUUAUUCCUACGCAGAAUAACCCAUUUUUUUUUAAAAUGUUAAAACCUUGACUAAACUUUGUGGGAAUAGUGACGUCACAGGUUUUUGUUUACUCUUUAGUACAAUAAAAUGGCGGCGUCUUUUGAAGAAAAUUGUGUUCCCAUUCAAAAGUUUAACGCGUUCUAAAUCUAAUUUUCUGUCGGUCAUAACUUUAACAAUACGUCCGUUUGCUACAGGAUAUGGCAGUAAAUCAGAUGAUCGAAUGCGGCAGAGUAAAGCCAGGCUAUGAUGAUUGAAAGAAAUGAAAGAACUAUUUUUGAUACUUGUAUUACUUUGUGUUGAGUCCACCCGCGCGGAAUAUUGCGCAAUUAAUCAAUUGCCGUUAGAGAAAUACGAGCAAGAAUAUGACACUAAAUACCCAAAAAUACCUGUGAAAAAGAACUUACCAUCGCCGCCAUUAUUCAAACAAGGCGAAUGUGGCGUGUCUAAAAACGACCAAUCGAAGCAGAUCGUCAACGGCAAAGAUGCUCCAGUGAAUGCCUGGCCCUGGCAAAUUUGGUUUCGUUCGAGUUUAGGAAUCUGUGGAGGAUCUAUCAUACAUCGUGAAUGGAUAAUUACAGCUAGCCACUGUGGUCGAGAUCAAGUCAAUGAUGUCUACUAUGGAAGCAACAGUCGCCAAAGGGCAAAUAGAACAAAGACCAAAACACGUUUUCGACCUCCUGGUAGAGGUAAUGAUAUGGCGCUUUACAAACUUUCUUCACCGUUAACGUUUUCAGACUCCGUGCAGCCAAUUUGUUUUCCGGAGGGCAACGUUUGGGACGCCUCGCCUUGUUUUGUCACAGGUUGGGGUGACACGUCAUUUAGUGGCAGUGCAACUCCGGACAUUCUUCAGCAGUUGCGCAUCAGAAUAAUAAACCAUGACAUGUGCCAAGCUGGUCAUUCAUUUAAAGACGAAAGUUAUAAUGUAGGUCGUUAUUUCUGCGUGGAUAACGUGGAGUCAGCCAAUGGAAAAUACGCGGCAUCUUACAUUGGAGACUCUGGCGGACCCGUGAGCUGCUUAAAGAAUGGACGUUACUACCUGGUUGGUACUGUCGCCCAUUCAAUAAAAAUGGAUGAAAAGGCUAUGAAAUUUUAUGUUUCUGUACCCAGUAACGCUCAGUGGAUAGCUGACACUAUUAAUAAAAAUUCGUAGCCACAUUUUAAAGACUUUCGUGAAUGAUCGCUCUAAUACAGCCUGCUUAAUGAUGAGAUCACUCGUCUUUACCUGCAUGA